This is a messenger RNA of Morone saxatilis (striped sea-bass), 825 nucleotides long. It is a transcript of the gene stmp1, whose product is annotated as short transmembrane mitochondrial protein 1. The record is from RefSeq and is a predicted model, not a curated record. NCBI's taxonomy places the organism in Eukaryota, Metazoa, Chordata, Actinopteri, Moronidae. The transcript has 3 exons. The coding region runs from base 154 to 294 and encodes 46 amino acids.
CAUGCGUGUAGGGAUUGUUGAUGACGGGCGAGCUAGCUUCGUUAGCCGAGCAGAUUGGUUGAUUUCGACCCUCUAACCUUUAACUCACGGCCUGAUUUUGAGUCAGUAGGUUAGUCUGCCGCUGCCAGUGCUCUGUUACUCCGUUACUCCACCAUGCUGCAGUUCCUGGCUGGCUUCACCUUGGGAAAUGUUGUGGGGAUGUACCUGGCUCAAAACUAUGAUGUUCCCAACAUAGCCAAGAAAAUCGAAGCCUUUAAAAAAGACGUGGAGGCCAAGAAGAAGCCCCCAGAGUGAGCAAAGCGGGGACCAUGUUGAAAGCAAGAAAAGAUGGACUUUGGAGAGAAACUAUUUAUUUCACAGGGUUGUGGUGUAAACAAGCAUGCAUUUGAUAAAAGGAGCUGACCAUGUAAAAUAUGUAUAAGAAUAUUAACAGUGCCUGCAACCGUAUUUGUUGCUUCCCUUAGUUUUUAUAGGCGUGUUCUCAUUGUAGCCUAUUUUUGUAAGAUAAAUUGCGCAAAGACUGGAUUUAAAGAAUAUUACAAGAAACUGGUGGGAUCACUUUAACUGCAGUAUCAUGGCACUGUUAGCUGGCCUUUUCUGGGAUGCACUGUGGUGUUUUAACUUACACAUGACAUUCACUCAUAUCCACAUCAGGUGUAUAUAAUGUUCUCCAAACUAAAUAUUAAUAGAACAUGCAGUUUCUCUUGUGUGUUGUUUUCCACAAAGUUCAGACAUUUCACUUUGCAACCUUCCGACUUAUCCAUAACUGCCAAACUUUUUUUAUUUUGAAACAUUCAUCUUACAAUUAAAGUUGUUGAUAAUUAA